This is a messenger RNA of Megalobrama amblycephala (Wuchang bream), 3355 nucleotides long. Its product is annotated as CUB domain-containing protein 1-like. The transcript is spliced from 9 exons. Lineage: Eukaryota; Metazoa; Chordata; Actinopteri; Cypriniformes; Xenocyprididae. The coding region runs from base 350 to 2719 and encodes 789 amino acids. The record is from RefSeq and is a predicted model, not a curated record.
GGACUUGAAUGAACUAUGCGACUACUAGCGCUUCAAGCCCCGCCCACUAGAUCCAGCGAGGUGGGACUAGAGCUCUAGCUCCUCCCAUUUGGCUCUGCAGCGAGCACCCUCUCCCUACCUCUGGUUGUAAACGGCAACCGACGUCCGGUUUUAGUGGCAGAUAUGUUACUGUACUGCAGGGAUUCAUAUGGAUGACUAACCUGGAAGUCUGUCGCAAACCAGGAUGCCGCUUUUCUUUCUUUUUUUUUUUUUUUUUUUUUCCCUGAGGAACAGUGAAAAUAAUGUCUGCAGUCAGUGGCGCACUCUUACAUUUCUAGUCCACUAGGAAUUUAUUGGAUAUUAAAAAGUCAUGGGAAUCUGGAGGUUCACGUGCUUUUCGCUUCUUUUGGGGUUUUUCCAGUCAUCAUUCUCGGAGAUCACAGGUGAUGCAGAGCUCAACGUUGCUGUUGAAGAGGGCACAAGCAUCCACAUUAAUACAAGUGCUGGCAUAAACACACAGUGUGAAGUUUGUAUAAGUCAGGUGUGCCAGUCUUCUGUGAUCCUCAGAAAUGAUACGAGUUUGAAUUUCAGCUGUUCAGAGCCAGAGAAUGUGUUCACCGUGCAGAUCAUCACAGAUAUUGAACUGCCAUUUAAAAUGAAAUCAAUCAUUGAACCCAAAGAAUACCAUGUCUUUCAAAAGUUCAGUCGGACCUUCACCUGGAAUCUGAACUCUCCUACAAAGACAACCUAUUUUAAUUUCAGUAGGACUGGUUUACGGCAGAUUCAUCCUACAGACAGCUGCCCAGACAAACACGUUUACAUGAUCACAUCGAAGGAUGUCAGUGUUGGGAGGUUUUGUCAGAAUGGAACCAUUACAGAAAUCCAAGUGCGUAAUGUUGGAAAACUGUCAUUGGAAGUGUCUGGAGGUCAACCUCUGGACCUGAAAGAUAUCAGUGUAUCACUGGGAUUUGUCAUUUACGGAUCACUGGCUGCUAUCAAAGUUGUUCUCCCAGAGAUGAGUUCAACUCAGGAUUUCUUUACCCCAAACACUUUUCCUGAAAAUGCUGUGUUAACAUGGCGUUUCAAAGUGCCCCAUGCGUACUACAUAGAUGUCCACAUUAUGAACUACACUGUUCCAACAUGCAUCCAACCUGAAAACAUCCCAAAAAUUAAGUACAUUCGGUACAGCAAGAAAGAUCUGGUAAAACCGCUGGAUGUCACCCAGCCAUUGGCAGAGACUGGAGACAUUGCCCUCAUUAUAAAGAACUGCAACAUGUCCAAGACAGAUCCUCCAUCGGAAGGCCUAAUGGUGCACUUUCAAAUCUCUUCCAUCAAGAGAAAAACGGGGCAAUGCAAAAGGAAACUGCCUGAGAAUGAAAUGCUACAAAUACGUGUGAUGAAAAAGGAUCCCAAGUCCCUCUGUGUGUUAAAACUUGAUUCAGAUGUAAUGGACACAGUCACCAUAGCUUCGGGGGACUAUUAUGACAUUGAAUUCUUUGACUGUAACAAGGAUGAACUAGAGUUUACUGUCAACCAGACCAGAGAAUGUAAAGAAUGGAGAAACUGUGCAUACUUAACAUUCCCUAUAACCUUCAAUUACGAGCAGAACUGUAUCCCAGGAGUUCUGAAGAUGAUCACAUGGCACCUUCAUGGCCCACAGAACAGUUCAGUGGAGCUACAGUCCCCUACAGGUCUGCGUUACUGUCUGCCUGAGGAUGAAUGCAAUAGCAACCUCCUCCUUAAUGUGUCCCAUGAUAACCCUGACAUCACUGUUGGGCAGUUUUGUCCAAGUGGAACCAUUGAGAAAAUCCAGAUCCGUGAAUCCAAGAUUGCAGUAACUGCCUCCGUUACAAGUUUCAAUGACCAGAAUUUGGCAACUGAACUUUUUUUAACUUAUUCAUUUACACAAGAUAUAUCAGAGGACUAUAUAUUUACUGUUGCACCAAAAUUGGAUAAUCCUACCGUGUUGGCGACCCCAGCCUGGCCGUCUGGGAUGAAACCCUCCAGCAAUGUGUCUUGGAUCAUUAACAUGGAGCCACAGCUUAAGAGCAAUCUGAAGUUCAUGAAUGUCAGCCAACCCGAGUGUAUGGAGGUGCAAACAAACAUUGUGGCGCAGACCAUUCUGCCUCAAAUGAUAGUCUACAGUGCUAAAACGGAAGAGAAUAUUAAUGAUGUCCUGGUCCCAGAAAGUUUUUACCUUAACAUGACUAACUGUAAGUCCCCGACAGGAAGCUUCAGGGCAAUGAUGGAGAUCACACUGCAGAACAACACAAAGAACCAUCUGGGCAUCAUCCUGAGUAUUGUGGGCAUUGUGUUAAUGAUCAUAACAGCAGUGGUGAUCUGGAUUUUUCUCAGGAAAAAGAAGAAGAAUAAGACUCCCCCAGUGUCCAACUACAAUCCCAAUGCUUUUCUUCCAGGCCUCCAUGGUAUCCCCAAAACACAGGAGGAGGAAGAUCCUCACUCCUAUGUGUACAUAGAUGACACACUAGUAUAUUCCCAUCUGCUUGAUAAAGAAGCUGAAAAUGAACAAUGUAAAGAUGAGAGUGGCCCACCUUUACCUGACAGACCAGUCGGCAAAGGUGAAAGCCUAGUCACUAAAGGCAGUGGGAUGGUUGACAAUGAGCUCUAUGGUUACUUUCAGGGACAGUCAACUACAUCUGGCUCACCAAAGUCUCCCAUCAAAACCUCUGAGGAUGAGGCCUGUGAAACCAGACUGUGUGAGAGAGAAGAGAGUCCUUGAUGGAAUUUAAUUUUCUACUGUAAAAUAUUUUUUUAGGUGUCUACAACGUUUGUAUAUGUAGUGAUUUUAUGUUUGAACAGGUUGUAUGUUUUAAAGAUUGUAUGUUUUGUAUGCUAUUGCUAUAUUACCAAUAAAAUUUUAUCAACAUCAACAAAAGCAUCUUUACUCUGCAAAGGUGGAACAGAAGCUGUAUUGAUGUUUAUUUACAUCUACUGUUUAAUGCAGCUCAAAAGUGGUAUUGUCACAGACACGCCAGGCUCUCCCGUCAGCCAAUCACUGCGCACUCCCUCACCCGAUUACUGAUCCCACACACCUGAUCCCCAUCUGCACCUCAUCACCACGGACCAUAAAACCAGCACUCACCUUCUGCCUGUUGUCCGAUCUCGUUCAUGUGAAGGACUCUUCUAGUCGUUCUCCUCAUCCUCUAGAAUUACCUACCUGUUUCUACUCCAGCGUGUUUCCCAGUCUAAGUGUCUCCAGCAUCCGUGUGUGUGAGUGUGUUCACCUGCUGUCAUCUCCAGACAUCCACUCCACUUUCAUUAUCCACACUUGCAAGUAUAAAGACUAUCAGUUGGUUACAUCAUUCAUCUCCAUUAUAUUCACCAUCUACUUACCUCCUCUAUUUGUUCAUCCUCU